This is a messenger RNA of Triplophysa dalaica, 889 nucleotides long. RefSeq lists its product as uncharacterized. NCBI's taxonomy places the organism in Eukaryota, Metazoa, Chordata, Actinopteri, Cypriniformes, Nemacheilidae. The transcript is spliced from 4 exons. The record is from RefSeq and is a predicted model, not a curated record. The coding region runs from base 59 to 889 and encodes 276 amino acids.
GCAAUGAGCAGUUUUAUAAACUCUUCUCAUCAUCAUUAAACGGCUACUUGACAUUAAUAUGAAGAACACUUUUACUAUAAAUGUGUUGUUUGUUUUGUUUUAUCGUCUAUUUCAUUUGUGGGAUUCUCCACAUGUGAUCGAUGCGGAAAAAUGUGAAUUAAAGACGGUGUCGGUAACAGAAGGAGAUCCUGCCUAUCUGAUGAUGGAAGAUGUUGACACACAGAGAUAUGAUCUGAUAGUGUGGAGGUUUGGAGAUGACGGCAUUCUUAUACUGAAGGGUGACAGAGAAGACAAUAAGACCACAUUUACUCAUGAUGAGAUAUAUGAAGACAGACUGGAGCUGAACUAUCAGACCGGAUCUCUCACCAUCACAGACGCCAGAAUCACAGACACUGGACUUUAUAAAGUAAAGAUCAGCGGUGACAGAAGAGCCGAAUACUUGAGAUUCAUUCUGACUGUCAGUGCAUCAGGUAUAUCUUCAGGUGGUGUAGCAGGUAUAGUUAUUGUUGUUCUGCUGGUCGUGUCUGGAGCUGUCGGUGUAUUUGUGUUUUUCCAUCAUCGCCGAAUCUCUGAAAAAAAAAAAAAAAAAACGGUAAAUAAACUGUCUGUGAAUGAAGGAGAUUCUUUCACUUUAAGCUCUGGUCACACUGAACUAGAAGGCAAAGUCAUGACAUGGAGGUUUAAAGACAAACAUACUACAGUUACAGUCAGUGAACAUCAGACAUCUGUUUGUGAUGAUGAGAGAUUCAAAGACAGAGUUCAUGUGGAUCCUCAAACUGGAUCUCUGACCGUCACAAACAGCAGAACUAAAGACUCUGGACUUUAUCAACUACAGAUCAGCACAGAGAAAUCAGAAAGAAAAUUCACUGUUACUGUCCAUGGUGAGUGA